Molecule: messenger RNA, 7217 nt
Organism: Cervus elaphus (red deer)
Lineage: Eukaryota; Metazoa; Chordata; Mammalia; Artiodactyla; Cervidae
Gene: PREPL
Product: prolyl endopeptidase like
Exons: 15
Coding region: 509-2692 (727 amino acids)
Biological process (GO): proteolysis
Cellular component (GO): cytoskeleton; Golgi apparatus
Molecular function (GO): serine-type endopeptidase activity
Source: RefSeq, a predicted model, not a curated record
ACGUAGAACACGUGCUGCAAACUAGCUCUCGGCGACACUGGGUAGGCAGUGGUUCUGCUAGCUGCAGAACGCAGACUUCGGCAGGACGCGAUCGAGGUGACAGCUGCACUCCUUCCUGAGAGCUUCGGGUCCUCUGGGCGUGCCUUUACUCGUUUCGCUAUCUAGAGCCAGGCUGACUUUCAAUUUGCUUUGCCCAUGUGUGUACCAGAAUCAGUGCUGCAUAGUUUGAGCCUGAUAAGAUUGACCUUACUAAAGAGACAUUUAAGUCACAUCUGCCAAGAAGUAUGACUUGAAUGAAACUAACUUGUACAAGUUUUCAAUACUUUUAACCCGAGUUAUCAGCUGUCUGCAGUUAUUUGUAACCUGAGGGGUACACAGCCCCAAAGGGGAAGGUUAAGAACUGCAGAUCUUAGAUGCUCUGAGAACCCACUGCUGUACAGUCAUUCCUAUGAAAAUCAUUCAUGUGCUGGCAGACCCUAAGGGAGCGUAAACCAGGGACUUUGAUACCAUGCAACAGAAGAGCAAAUUGUUUCUCCAAGCUUUGAAGUAUAGUAUUCCUCACCUUGGGAAAUGCAUGCAGAAACAGCACUUGAAUCACUGUAACUUCGCUGAUCAUUAUUACAAUAGAAUAAAAUUGAAAAAAUAUCAGCUAACCAAAUGUCUGCAGAAUCAACCCAGGAUCUCAGAGUUAGCAAGAAACAUCCCAAGUCGGAACUUCUCAUGUAAGAAUUUUCUGUCUAGUAAACAGGAAAACGAAAAACCCCUUUCAGAAAACAUGGAUGCGUUUGAAAAAGUGAGAGCAAAAUUAGAAACACAGCCACAAGAAGAAUACGAAAUCAUCAAUGCAGAGAUUAAACAUGGUGGUUUCGUUUAUUAUCAAGAGGGCUGCUGCUUGGUUCGUUCCAAAGAUGAAGAAGCAGACAGUGAUAACUAUGAAGUUUUGUUCAAUUUGGAGGAACUUAAAUUAGAGCAGCCCUUCAUUGACUGUAUCAGAGUUGCUCCUGAUGAAAAAUAUGUAGCUGCCAAGAUAAGAACUGAGGAUUCCGAAUCAUCUACUUGUAUAGUUGUGAAGCUCAGUGAUCAGCCUGUAAUGGAAGCUUCUUUCCCAAAUGUGUCUAGUUUUGAAUGGGUAAAGGAUGAAGAAGACGAAGAUGUUUUAUUCUACACCUUCCAGAGGAACCUUCGCUGUCAUGAUGUAUAUCGAGCCACUUUUGGUGAUAACAAACGUAAUGAACGUUUUUACACAGAAAAAGACCCAAGUUUUUUUGUCUUCCUUUAUCUUACAAAAGACAGUCGUUUUCUCACCAUGAAUAUCAUGAGCAAGACCACUUCUGAGGUGUGGUUGAUAGAUGGCCUGAGCCCUUGGGACCCACCAGUACUUAUCCAGAAGCGAAUCCAUGGGGUCCUUUACUAUGUAGAACAUAGAGAUGAUGAGUUAUACAUUCUCACUAAUGUUGGCGAGCCUACAGAAUUCAAGCUAAUGAGAACAGCAGCCGAUACCCCUGCUAUUAUGAAUUGGGAUUUGUUUUUCACGAUGAAGAGAAAUACCAAAGUUGUAGAUUUGGACAUGUUUAAGGAUCAUUGUGUUCUCUUCCUGAAGCAUAGCAAUUUACUUUAUGUUAACGUGAUUGGUCUGGCUGACGAUUCAGUUCGGUCUCUAAAGCUCCCGCCUUGGGCCUGUGGAUUCAUAAUAGAUACAAAUUCAGACCCAAAGAACUGCCCCUUUCAGCUUUGCUCUCCAAUACGUCCCCCGAAAUACUAUACAUAUAAGUUUGCAGAAGGCAAACUGUUUGAGGAAACUGGGCAUGAAGACCCAAUAACAAAGACUAGUCGUGUUUUACGUAUGGAAGCCAAAAGCAAGGAUGGAAAAUUAGUGCCAAUGACUGUUUUCCAUAAAACGGAUUCUGAGGACUUACAGAAGAAACCUCUCCUGGUACAAGUAUACGGAGCUUAUGGAAUGGAUUUGAAAAUGAAUUUCAGGCCUGAAAGGCGGGUGUUGGUGGACGAUGGCUGGAUAUUAGCAUAUUGUCACGUUCGGGGAGGUGGUGAGUUAGGCCUCCAGUGGCACGCUGAUGGCCGGCUAACUAAAAAACUCAAUGGCCUUGCUGACUUAGAGGCUUGCAUUAAGACGCUUCAUGACCAAGGCUUUUCUCAGCCAAGUCUAACAGCCCUGACUGCUUUCAGUGCUGGAGGGGUGCUUGUGGGAGCAUUGUGUAAUUCUAGUCCAGAACUGCUGAGAGCUGUGACUUUGGAGGCACCUUUCUUGGAUGUUCUCAACACUAUGAUGGACACUACACUUCCUCUGACAUUAGAAGAAUUAGAAGAAUGGGGGAAUCCUUCAUCUGAGGAAAAACACAAGAACUACAUAAAACGUUACUGUCCCUAUCAAAAUAUUAAACCUCAGCAUUAUCCUUCAAUUCACAUCACAGCUUAUGAAAAUGACGAACGUGUACCUCUGAAAGGAAUCGUAAACUAUACGGAGAAACUCAAGGAAGCCAUCGCAGAGCAUGCUAAGGACACCGGGGGAGGCCAUCAAGUCCCCAGUAUUAUUUUAGAUAUUCAGCCUGGAGGCAACCAUGUGAUUGAGGAUUCUCACAAAAAGAUUACAGCCCAAAUUAAAUUCCUGUAUGAGGAACUUGGACUUGACAGCACCAGUGUUUUCGAUAAUCUUAAGAAAUAUCUAAAAUUCUGAAAUGCUGCGUUCAUUGGGAACUGGAAACACACUGAAGUCUUUCAUAGUCAUAUUUCCAAUUAUGUUCACAAAAGUGAGUUUUUUAAGUUAGUAAAUAAUUUUUUAAAAAUUUUAUUCCCCAUCCAAAUUUGGUUUCAUAAACAGCUCACUUGCUUAUACCAGUGUCUCCACUGAGGCACAUGCCCCUUAACCCAGGAAAGUAACUUUCAAACCAUGCUGCGUAGAAGCACAUCGAGAAGGCAGUGAGGGAAGGACUGCUGAUAGCAGAAGUCUCCCCUUUCUCCUUCAGAACAGCUUCCUUUUACUGUUAUUUUCUUUGAACAGUUUACACAUCAAGUUCCUGUUUCUGCUAGUGAAAAAUUUUAGGCACUCUGGCAAUUAAGUCAUCCUCCAGUUUCUAUACCUGCAUUUUCUGGAAGAAGGUAACGUGCUUCCCAUUAAAGCUCAUUAGAUCUUUCUAAUCAUCUGGAAGUCCUAGGUGCUCUGAUCAUCUCUUAUUGAUGCUAUUUCAAAAAGUUAAAAGAUCCUGCAAGUGAUCAUUUUCUUUUAAACAUUUUAUUAUUCUUGAAAAACAAUUUAAGAACCUUCCCUAAAGCAGUUUCACUCAAGUUACAGAAAUAUCUCAGAAUUAAUGACCAUUCGGGACUUCCCGAAGUCCAGUGGUUAAGACUCCAUGCUCCCAAUGCAGGGGCACAGGUUUGACCCCUGGCCAGGGAACUAAGAUCCUACAUGCCACAUGGUGCAGCCAAAAAACCAAAAGAAUUAAUGACCACUCAUAAAGUUUACCCAGCAGCAUGCUGCUAUAUGUGAAGUUACUGCAAAUGCUUAGACUAGAACAGAAUGCCAGUGCCCCCAUCUCUUUCAUAGAGGUGCCUAACACAAGCUGUACAGUAUGUUUAAUACCCUGGAAUAGCAUGCCCGGUUGGAAACAAAACAUCUAUCUUUGAAAGCUGUUUGACGAUGAAGGAGAUUCCUAGUGUUGUAUUCAAGGAUGAGUCCCUCUCCACUGGCCAGUGUAACAGCAUGCGUGUCAACUUCACGGCCACUGUAGGCAGAAUUGGUACUUAACCUUAUCCUCACUCUUGUGGGAAUAUUUGAAAUCAUUUCCUUUAGAUUUAGCAGUGAUGAUUCUCCAAAAUUCAGAACCACGAGGAAGACUCUGUUUAUCCCAUCCAGCUCUCUUGUGUACAUGAUAGAGUGGUUGUCACUCCUCAAGUAGCAAAACCACCCCCUGCUGAGGAGCAGCUCAUUGGCAUGAAGCAAGCUUAAUUCUUGAUAUAACUUCAGUGCUGAUCUGGGCUGAGUCUUUUGGACCUAUUUAAAAAAAAAAAAAAGAAUACUAACAUAAAUGUUUGAUUCUCAGAGUAUCAAGAAUUAUUUCCCAAAAAAACUUGCUUCCAUUUUAUCCCUUAAAAUAACUACUAAAUUUUAAGUAUGACUAAGUAGGGAAGCAGAGUCCAUGGGGGUAGCAAAGACUCAGACAUGACUGAGAGACUGAACCGAAUAGUUUAUUUAGCUACUAAUAGCAACUACAGAUAGAAUUUCACCUUGUCUGGGAGUCCUUGCAGAGUGCAGUUUUCUGCUACAUUUUGGCCACAGCUGAUUUGGAUGUCAAAUUUGACUCCACUAAAUGUCCAUAUCUAAUUUAAUGGAUAUUUAACAUGCCUAAAUAAAUCUCUUUAUGCUACAUUUAACUGGCAGAAAAGCAGCCAUCCUGGCCAUGGACUCCAAGGACUUCUGUUGAAUCGGGGUCUCUCUGUUCUCUUUUGUAGAAUAAUGUGUAGGUUGGUGUAACUUCAGGAGAUGCUAGUUAUGAACAGAAAAUUGCAAAAAGGGAUGCAAAGCAAAAUGCUGUCUAAAGUGAAAGAGAUUGCACCAAUUUUUUUUUUUACCCAUAAAAGUAAUAUAUGUCCAUUAAAGAAGAUUGAGGUAAAUUUUAUAGCUAUAUAAAACAGACAUAAUUUAAUGUUAUAUUUUUUUUGUUUUUUUCCUUUAACAUUUCAAACAUCUUCUGUUAUUAAAUGUCAUUUUAAUGGCAGAAUAAUCAUCCAGUUGAAUGGUUAUACCAUAUUUAACCAUUCCCUUUCAUUUUGACAUUUGAGUUUCUAAUAUGCUUCCCCCAUAUUUGCAUUAUUUAUUUAUGACACAAAUAUCAGAAAGACAAUUACUGUGUCAAGGAGUAUGGAUACUUGAUACAUAAUGCCAGAUUUGUCUUCAUGUAAGCAGUUACCAAGUCAGUGAUAACAUUCAUUCAUUAUAGUCUUGCCAGUCAUGUUGACUUCAGCAGUAGUGGUGGUUAUUUGGGGUAUUACUGUGUGGUAUUUAAUAAAUGUCUGAAAAAAAUGUCUAUUCUGUGUUUAUCAGGUACAGAGGUAUUUAUGGUACAUGUAUAUGAUAUAUGUAUAUGACUUGUCAACUCACUAUUAACAUUUUGUAUAGCCUUAGAUAAUGCAUGAAAAAGCAUAGUUCAAUGCCACGUACAUAAAAAGUGCCCAGUAAGUGUUGUUACUUUUGUCUACUUGAUUUACCACUUUCUAGAGGUAUGUUCAAGCGUCUCUCUGUAACUGUGAUUUCUUAGUUUCUCUUUACAAUUCUCAGAGUACUUGUUUUAUAUAUUUUGAAGCUAUUGUUAGAUGCAUAGAUUCAUGAUUUAUAGUGGAAUGUUCUUUUAUCAAUUCUUGAAAACUGCCUUUGUCUCAUAAUGCUUUUCAUAUUGAAUUCUAUUUUGUCUGCUAUUAAAUAUUUCCCCACCUGCUUUUUGUAACUUUAUUUUUUUAAAUAGACAAUGCAUGCAUACAAUAUAAAAUUCAACUAUCAGAAAAAUAUACAAAUAAAAUGGUUUUCUUCACCUCUUCCCCUAGCUUUCCAUUUACUCUUCCCAGAGAUACACUCUUACUGUGUAUAUAUUCUUCCAUUUUAUGUAUCAUAGGAAAUGUUACAUUCUGUACCUAUGCAAACAUAGGUAAACAUACUUUUUCCUUCUUUACACAAAUAGUGGCAUGUUACCAUUCUGUAGCCUUUUUUUUAUUAUUAUUAUUUAGUAGGUCAGAGGUCAUCUCAUAUCAAUCCACACUGAAUAUGAUUUUAAUAUGCAUUAAAAAUUGCAUACUUGUCUCUUAUAUAGAUUAACUGUAAUUGAUUCAACUGGUUUUCUAUUGAAAAAAUAUAUAAAUCAUUUUCAGAGUCUUCUGGAAGAGAUAUCUAGGAAUGAAAUUACUAAAUUAAAAGGUAUAUGCAUUUCUUUGUUGUGAAAGCAAUAGUCAGCUGGCAAUCUUUCUGGGUCCUUUUGUUUUAGCUAUGUCUCUUAUGUCAGAUUUUGUCUUUGUUUUCUAAUCCAAGAGUUUUUAUCUUUUAAUAGGUGAAUUUAAGCCAUUUAUAUCUGUGAUUACCAUAUGUUUAGACAUAGUCCUAUAGCCUUAUUUCAUCUUUUAUUUUAAUUGCACUGUUGUUUUAUCUUCUUUCUUUUAGCUUUUUAUUGGAGCACUUGGCUUUCUUUAUGUACUUUUUUUCCUUCUAAUAUCCUUUGAAAAUUACUGUUUAUGUCUGUUCUUCUAAUGGUUACCGUUAAAACUGUAAUGACCAUUUAAAAACAUUUUUCUUAACACAGCAGUGUGGUUCCGUAUAACUUCCUGCAGCGCUGAAAGCUCCGUAUCUGUGCUGUAGAGUGUGGUAGCCACUAGCUACUGAGCACCUGAAAUGCUGCCUGUGUGACACAAGAACUGAACUUUUAAUUCCGUUUAAUUUUAGUAUCACAGUGAUUGGUGGUUACUGGACAGCUCAACUCUAGAGUGAGUUAUUCUGUCUCCGUCCUCCUAAAGUGCAUUAGCCCCCGUGCAUUGUGUGCUCGCUCACUUGCUGUCACACACACCCCUUCCCUGCCACUACUUCCCAUAUACAAAUAAAUCACUAGCAUUUUUACUCCAAAAUACCUUAUUUUACAUUAUAUAUCAAAAAUUAUUCAUCCUUAAAUUUUGCUGAUUCCUUUCCUCACUAUUAUUUUAUACAUCAUAUCUUCCUUUUAGACUCCUUUUGGUUUUGUUGGAGUCCCCAAUUUCUCUUUCAGAAACUGGCUAGACAUGGUAAAAUUUCUAUCCUUGUUUUUCCAUUUUUGCUCUUGAAUGCCAGUUUAAAUGGAUAUAGGAUUCUUGGUUUAGAAUCAAGUUUCCACUACAACUGUGAAGGUAACGUUCUAAUGUGUUUUAGUAUCCAGUUGAGAAAGCUGAUGCCAGUUCAAUUUUUAGUCCUUUUCUCAGGCAGUCUGUUUUCAAGUUUCUUUCUGUGUAUUUUUAUGGUUUUCUCUUUAUUUAUCUCUGUUCUCUUCUAGAACUCACUUUUUGUUACAUGUUGGAAUUCCUAGAUUUAUUCUCCACAUAUCAAAAAUUUUCUCUCUAUACUGUUAACUUCUUUGCCUCCCCCCCCCCCCCCAUUUCCCUUGGAAUAUCAGUAUCUUUGUAACUGGUUCUAACAACUCUUUUAUGACUAAGGAUGUUAAUCAUUUACAAAUAAAUACCGUAUUUUAUUGCCA